Molecule: messenger RNA, 1244 nt
Organism: Neomonachus schauinslandi (Hawaiian monk seal)
Lineage: Eukaryota; Metazoa; Chordata; Mammalia; Carnivora; Phocidae
Gene: CBX1
Product: chromobox 1
Exons: 5
Coding region: 253-810 (185 amino acids)
Biological process (GO): chromatin organization; negative regulation of transcription by RNA polymerase II
Cellular component (GO): pericentric heterochromatin; nucleus
Molecular function (GO): chromatin binding
Source: RefSeq, a predicted model, not a curated record
GCGAUGCGGGCGGCGGGCAGCGCCGAGUGCGAGGCUCUUUUGUUCGGCUGAGGGGAGGGCCGUUGGCCGGGGCCUGCGGUACGCCGCUUCAGUGAGGGGGUCGACUGCGGCCACCGGCUUGUUGCUUUUCUGGGCGCCACUCCCCCGGCCGGCCCGACGCGACGCGCCAUUAGCGCGGCACCGAUUCCUCUCGGGCUCUUGGGCGCUGCUCUGAGCAGCGUCACCCUUUAGACCAGAAAGCUGGCGGGCACUAUGGGGAAGAAACAAAACAAGAAGAAAGUGGAGGAGGUGCUAGAAGAGGAGGAAGAGGAAUAUGUGGUGGAAAAAGUUCUUGACCGUCGAGUGGUAAAGGGCAAAGUGGAGUACCUCCUAAAGUGGAAGGGGUUCUCAGAUGAGGAUAACACGUGGGAGCCAGAAGAGAACCUGGAUUGCCCUGAUCUCAUUGCCGAGUUUCUACAGUCACAGAAAACAGCACAUGAGACAGAUAAAUCAGAGGGAGGCAAACGCAAAGCUGACUCUGAUUCUGAAGAUAAGGGAGAAGAGAGCAAACCAAAGAAGAAGAAAGAAGAGUCAGAAAAGCCACGAGGCUUUGCCCGGGGUUUGGAGCCAGAGCGGAUUAUUGGAGCUACAGACUCCAGUGGAGAACUCAUGUUCCUGAUGAAAUGGAAAAAUUCUGAUGAGGCUGACCUAGUCCCUGCCAAGGAAGCCAAUGUCAAGUGCCCACAGGUGGUCAUAUCCUUCUAUGAGGAAAGGCUGACGUGGCAUUCUUACCCCUCGGAGGAUGAUGACAAAAAAGAUGACAAGAAUUAACUCUCCUGAGCACCUGCCCCUGUCACAUCUGACUGUGGGUUUCAAGUGGGGAGGGAAGGAGUUCUACUUGUCUUGACACCAUAGAGGUGGCUUGAGAAGAUGUCCUUUGAAGAGUCAGUAUCGUUUCUGUGCCCUACAGCAGCCCAAGUGCUUUAAAGCCUUUCCAUGCUGUGUAGUUGGCACACCCAUCCCAGUGGAGGGGAAGGAAGAGAAGUGUUGCAAGGCAACCCAUUCUGUACUUUGCUGAGAAAGGCAAAGGGCCUUCCAUGAAGGACAGAACUUGCAAAAUGGGUGUGUGGGAGAGCAAAAGAUACUGUAGAUCUUCAAAGCGCAUCUCCACAACCCACAGCCUUCUUCCCAAUAGUGUUAACUCUGCAUUUUUACAGCGUAGCAUGUGUGUAGUUUUUGGCUAUUACUGGUGUAUCAUUUGGGGG